UCCUCGCCAACUGCGCAUCAUUUCUUCCCAAAUUUUUAUAUUGGUAUGCGGAAUGACUCUUUCCCCCCUCUACUCCGCUGAGACUCGCUUCUCCUUGUAAACUCUUGGCUGGUUCUUUGUUUGAGAGAGAGAGAGAGACAGUCUUGGCUGGUUCUUCGUUUGAGAGAGAGAGAGAGAGAGAGAGAGAGAGAGAGAGAGAUGCGAUGCCAGCCGGUGGCGUGCCUUUGGUACGGAGGUAGCCCACACCUCCAUCAUCAUAGGAUAACUGCUCGCGCUGUCUUGAAUCAGCCGCCCACCCUUUACACGGGCGGAUCCGAUGGCUCCAUCAUCUGGUGGAACCUCAACCCCCCUCACAAUCGGGAAAUUUGGCCAAUGGCAAUGCUGUGUGGUCAUGCCACUCCCAUAGUAGGUCUAGAAAUUUGCAUCCCGAUCAUUAGCCAUGGACAGAAAGAGAGCUCAAGUAAUGUAAGCUCGACCUCAUCUGGUUCUGCUGCACUAAUGAGUGCUUGUACUGAUGGUGUGUUAUGCAUUUGGAGCAGAGGUAGCGGCCAUUGUAGGCGUAGAAGAAAAUUGCCUCCAUGGGUAGGUACCCCAUCUCUCCUGUCAUCCUUGCCUUUGUCCAGGCGAUAUGUUUGCAUUGCUUGCAAUUUUUCUGAUGCUAUGCAAGCAUCAAACUCCGGUUCAGUUGAAACUGCCGAGAUUGUGAACCCUGGCUACCUUCAAAAUGAGACUGCAACUGACAAAGAAGCACAUUUCAGAAGGACCUCAAAAUGUUCUAUUGUCAUUGUCGAUUCAUGCACCCUCAAUAUUGUCCAGACUAUCUUCCACGGGAGCUUGACCAUUGGGUCAUUGAAAUUCAUGGCUGUAGUUCCAUCUUUUGAGGACAUGAAAAAACAGUCAGUGAUCAUGACAGAUGCACUUGGACAGGUAGAAUCAAUUGCAAUACUGGAGCCUGAUCCAAAUGGCGAAGCUGGGAGUGGUCUGCAGAGAAGCUCUUCAUACAUGGGAAGAACAUCUGUUGAGGCUGACAGUUUGCAGCAUGAUGGGGUACAGGCAGUAUCAGUUUCAGCUAAUGGAAAGCUAUUGGCUCUUGUAUUUAAGACUCACUGCACAUUUAUGUCAAGGACCAGUGAGACUGCUAUUUGCGAAAUCUCCUUAGCUGAUGGUUUGCUUUGCAAUGAAGGCCCUCUUACUCCGGCGUGCCCAAUUGGGGGCAUGUUUCUUCAGAGUGGCUGUAGUGACAAUGCAUUGGAUGCAGAUGAAGGAUCUGUAGAACAGUUUGCUGUAUGGAGUGACACGGGUGCUGCUAUCGUGUAUAAGAUAUCGGUUUCUGGUGUCACGUUUGAUGUUGAGCCUUGUUGUGAAAUCCCUGCUGCUGUUGCUGCUCCACACUCUGUGAAAAUGCUAAUUAGUUACUGUCAGUUGAAUGAUUAUCUUCUUCGUAUAGAAUCAUUAUGUUUUGAAGUGCAUGCUUCAACAUCGUGGCAACCUCGUGUCUCAAUAUGGCUAGUGCAUCAGCCUCUGAUGGCGCAGAUUGUUAGCAAUGGGCAGUUAGGUAUAAAGAAAAGCGACAAUUCUGGUGAUCCUUGCUCCUGCAUCAUGGUCGGGGAAGGUAGUUUUCUUGGUGAUUGGGUUGGGACAUCCUGUUCUCUUUCUGAAACUGAGGCUGUCAGGCAGAACGCAUGCCUAAAAGCAACUGAAGGGGAGACUGAUAAAAGUUCUCACCAAAACUGUGUUGCAAGUCCUACAAACUUUGGCAAUGGUCUUCUGUUGAAAGGACAGAUUGUGUCAUCUUCACUGGUGCUUUCGGAAGAUUUUUAUGCUCCAUAUGCUGUAGUCUAUGGCUUCUAUAAUGGUGAAAUACAAGUAGUUCGAUUUGAGAUGUUUCAUCAGGAACCAAAUUUCAUUGAUGGAAGUUUUCAUCAUAACAUCGAUCCAUGUAUAUCUGAACAAUCUCUUUUGGGACACACGGGUGCUGUGCUUUGCUUGGCAGCACACCAUAUGGUUGCAACCUCGAGUGAACAACAUUUCAAACGGGCGUUAGUAUCAGGAAGCUCUGAUUGCACGAUUCGUAUAUGGGAUAUGGAUGUCGGUAGCCUUGUUUCAGUAAUGCACCACCAUGUGGCUCCAAUCAGGCAAAUUAUUCUUCCACUGCCCUGGACGGACUGUCCUUGGAGUAAUUGUUUUCUCUCUGUUGGGGAGGAUUCUUGUGUGGCUCUUGUUUCACUUGAGACUUUACGGGUAGAAAGAAUGUUUCCUGGACAUCCAAGCUAUCCAACAAUGGUUGUAUGGGACAGCAGGAGAGGUUACAUAGCGUGUUUGUGCAGGAGUUUCUCUGCUUCGUCUGGUGCAAUUAAUGCUCUAUACCUCUGGGAUGUUAAGACAGGUGCUCGAGAGCGCACCCUUCGUGGUAAUGCUUCUCAUUCAAUGUUUGAUCAUUUCUGCAGAGGUAUCAAUGUAAAUUCAGUGACCGACAACAUACUGGGUGGCACUACUUCGGCAUCCUCAUUGCUCCUUUCUGUAACUGAAGAUACAAGUGUUGCACAAUCGCAUAUUACAGAUCUUGACAAGGGGAUCACUAAGUCGCUUGCAGCAGGCAACACUCAGCAAAGAAUAAUGGACUUCCAUGGUUCUGAUGGUUCUCCAGCACAUGAUACUAAAGGAAAGUUACCGAUUUCAAAAACAGCUCAUGAGUUUACUUCUCAUGCAGCUGAUCAUAGUUCUAUAGAGCAAGCUCCAUCACUUCCACUCCAACACCAGAAGCAUCUUAUCAAAUGCUCCUGCCCUUAUCCCGGAAUUGCCACCCUGAAAUUCAAUCUCUCAUCUUUGAUGUAUCCAUGUCAAAGGCAUAAAGAGUCUGUAGGGAAUGGUGGCAAGCAAGAGAUUGUUCUUGUCUCAGAGAAGCAGCUGGAGAAAACAAAUUCAAAUGAUAGUUGCGAUAUGGAAGGGAUUGCAAGUCAUCCCAUAGAAGAACAUACAUGGGUCAGAUCACUUGAAGGAUGUUUACUUCGCUUCAGCUUAUCUUUUCUACAUUUGUGGAAUGUUGACCAGGAGCUAGACAAAUAUCUGACUGAUGAAAUGAAUGUAUGCAAACCAGAAAGCUUUGUUGUAGCUUCUGGUUUGCAAGGUGAUAAAGGCUCUUUGACAGUAGCUUUCCCUGGUCUGAGAGCUACACUUGAGCUUUGGAGGUCUUCAUCUGAGUUUUGUACAAUGCAAUCAUUGGCAAUGGUUUCCCUUGCCCAACGCAUGAUUAGCUUGUCUCGUUCCACUUCAGCAGCUAGCAGUGCCUUGGCAGGGUUUUAUACUCGUAAUUUUGCGGAGAAAGUUCCUGAUAUAAAGCCACCUUCGCUCCAGCUGUUGGUGAGUUUCUGGCAAGAUCCAAGUGAGCACGUGCGUAUGGCUGCACGCUCUUUAUUCCAUUGUGCCGCCUCACGGUCUAUUCCGCUUCCCCUUUAUGGUCCAAAACUAAUUCAGCAUGCACUUCAUUCGAGCCACAUAAAUGGAGUUGGAGUAAACAUUUGUAAAAAUACAGGUGAGACAUCUACAAAUAGCUUGUUGCAUGGCCAGGGGGUCAGUGAAACACAAGGGGGUUAUCAGGAUGACGAAUGCAGCAUACUUUCAUGGUUGGAAUCAUUUGAAAUGGAAGACUGGAUUUCUUGUAUUGGGGGAACGAGCCAAGAUGCAAUGGCCUCUCAUAUUAUUGUGGCAGCGGCACUAGCUGUUUGGUAUCCAAGCAUUGUGAAGCCAAGUCUUGGUAAAUUGGUUGUUCAUCCAUUGAUGAAGCUGGUUAUGGCAAUGAGUGACAAAUAUAGUUCAACAGCAGCUGAACUCCUCGCAGAAGGGAUGGAAAGUACAUGGAAGGCGUGUAUUGGUCCUGAAAUACCUCGUUUGAUUGGCGACAUAUUUUUCCAAAUAGAGUGCGUAAGUGGUGCACCAGCUAACAAUGCCAUGCAAAAUCCAUCUUUGGCCGUAACUAUUCGGGAGACUUUGGUUGGGAUUCUUCUUCCAAGUUUAGCAAUGGCUGAUGUAAUUGGAUUUCUAAAUGUAAUAGAAAGCCAGAUUUGGGCUACUGCUUCGGAUUCACCUGUUCAUUUAAUUUCGCUCAUGACACUCAUCAGGGUUGUUCGUGGUUCUCCAAAACCCUUGUCUCUGCACCUUGAUAAGGCUGUAAACUUUAUUUUGCAGACUAUGGACCAUGGGAACUCUGUCAUGCGCAGAGCUUGUCUCCAAAGCUCCAUGGCAGCAUUACGAGAAGUUGUACGUGUUUUUCCAAUGGUAGCUCUGAAUGAGGCAUCAACACGGUUGGCUGUUGGCGAUGCAAUUGGAGAUAUCUGCAGUGCUACUAUUCGUAUUUAUGAUAUGCAAAGUGUGACAAAAAUAAAGGUUUUGGAUGCAAGUGGACCUCCAGGACUUCCGAGUUUACUUGGGGGAGUGUCAGAUACAAUGAUCACUGCUGUGAUUUCAGCACUGAGCUUUUCACCAGAUGGAGAGGGUCUAGUCGCUUUCUCUGAGCAUGGAUUGAUGAUUAGGUGGUGGUCACUGGGAACUGGAUGGUGGGAGAAGCUCAGCAGAAAUAUUGUUCCUGUUCAAUGCACGAAACUGAUUUUUGUUCCUCCAUGGGAAGGAUUUUCACCCAAUUCUUCUCGGUCAAGCAUAAUGGCAAGCAUAAUAGCACAUGAUAGUCCAAACGUUUCACCGGAGAAAACAAGGGAAUUUGGUGAUGCAGACAGUUUGAAACUCUUGAUCCAUAAUCUUGACCUCUCUUAUCGGUUAAUAUGGGUGGGUGAAAGGAAAGUAGUGCUUACACGGCAUCGUCAGGAGUUGGGCACUUUCCAAUUGUAGCUUUUCUUGUGCUGGAUAACUAUUGGUGCCAAAGUACUACAGAAUUUGUAAGUUACAGAUUCAAUGUGUGGAAUACUGAUGACAAAAGGUGAAGUGAUCGCUCCAGUUCACAAAAAGCUGACAUGGUUCUGGAUUACAAUUUUUUUUUGUUUUCAGAUGGAGCGCUUCCCAUGUACAGUUGAUAUUUCUUACCAUGAUGGUAACCAGCAACCUCUGGUUUUCUUAAGGAAGAGAAUAAGAGAAACAUGCACAAUCUUCCAAAAAAAAAAGGAAGAAAAACAUGCAAGUGCUUCUGGGUAUUGGAAAUCCUUUGUACUAGGACUGGUGUGGGCAUUUGAAUUGAAAUCCUUUGCACUAGAGCUGGUCGGAUCAUCCAUUCUUGUAUUUGUAAGAGGUGAGGGAACAAGUUUGUUUUUCAUGAAUGCCUUUUGCUUGCUGCAACAUCCUCCUUCAAGAGGUGGUUAUGUUGCCUUAUUUAAAUGGGUCUAAAUGUGAAUUAAAUUAUGCUGCAGUCAUCCUAUUUGAAGAGCGUUAAUUAUUGGACCCUUGUUUUCA
This is a messenger RNA of Magnolia sinica, 5397 nucleotides long. RefSeq lists its product as uncharacterized. The record is from RefSeq and is a predicted model, not a curated record. Bases 199 to 4842 code for a protein of 1547 amino acids. The transcript has 9 exons. Lineage: Eukaryota; Viridiplantae; Streptophyta; Magnoliopsida; Magnoliales; Magnoliaceae. Gene Ontology annotation, cellular component: cytoplasm. Gene Ontology annotation, molecular function: protein binding.